UUGAGUCAGUUCACCUCACGUUUUAUCAGUGCAUAUGCACAGCACCCGUACGGCGGAUUCUAGUCCUUGUGGCCCCAUGGCAAAGUACACUCUGCAUUACUUCAAUCUUCGAGGCAGAGCCGAGCUCACCCGACUCAUCUUCGCCGCGGCCGGUGUGGAGUACACGGACCACCGCAUGACAGGAGCCGAAUGGCAAGAGCUCAAGUCACAGGCGCCAACUGGCCAACUUCCAUGCAUGGAAAUUGAGAUUGACGGGAAGACAGUUUGGCUGGGGCAGAGCAUGGCAAUAGCUCGUUAUAUUGCGCGUGAACACCGCUUAGCAGGAAAUACCAGCUUAGAGAAGGCCAGAGCGGAUUCUAUAGUAGACAGUACGGUGGACCUAUUUGCUGAGCUGUUAAAGCAGUUCUUAGAAAAGGACGAGGCGAAAAAGAAUGAAAUCCAGAAGAGAUUAGACUCAGAGGUUUUGCCCAAGUACUUGUCUAUGUUUAGUAAACUACUGACUGGAAACCAAAAUGGAGGUGAUUACUUUGUUGGAGAUCAGCUCACGUGGGCAGAUCUUGCUGUAUUCAACAUUUUAUUCAGUCCUUUGAAGUCAAAUCCGAAAUUAUUGGAUGAUUACCCUAAACUGAAAGCUAACAGAGCCAAAGUUUCCGAGAAUGCCGGUGUCACGAAACAUGUUGAAACUCGUCCAGAAACUUCCUUUGAAAACAUGGUGAAUUACAAACUGACAUACUUUGCGGCGCGUGGACGAGCUGAACUCAUUCGGCUUAUCUUCCACGCUGGCGGAGUCAAGUUUGUGGAUGAGCGAAUCGAAGGCAAAGACUGGCCCGCCUUAAAACCAAAAAUCCCCCACGGAGCGCUCCCAGCGCUGGAGAUGGACGGUCAAGUUUUCGGCCAGAGCAUCGCUAUUGCCAGAUACGUGGCGCGGCAAGUUGGAUUGGCGGGGAAAACGCCGAUAGAAGAGUUCAGGGCGGACGAACUCGUAGACACCGUUACUGACUUUGGUCAGGCGUACAUUAAAGUACGCUUCGAAAAGGAUGAGGCGAAAAAGGCAGAGUUAAAGAAGGAUUUUCAAGCCAAUACAGUGCCCAAUUUUAUCUCAAAGCUUUCAAAUUUGCUGAAAUCCAGCGGGGACUUUUUCAUUGGUAAAAUCCACCCUCCGUUGGGAGCUUCCUCUAGAGAUCAUCCACAAGGACCAUCUCCAGCGACCCACGGACCGUCCGUGGAGACAAUUCGUGUGGACUGUGUCUCCAGAUGCUUAUUUGUCUUCUUCCAGAGGCCAUCCGUGAGGACUGUGUCCCCAGACGCUUAUUUGCCUGGUCCUCCAGAGACCAUCCGCGGGAACCGUCCUCCAGAGACAAUCCGUGGGGACCUUUCUCCUGUGACCAUCCGUGGGGACCGUCCUCUAGAGACUAUUCGUGGGGACCAUCCUCUAGAGACCAUCAAUGGGAGCCGUCCGUCAGAGACCAUCCAUGGGGACUGUCCUUCAUAG
Liolophura sinensis is the source of this 1492-nucleotide messenger RNA. RefSeq lists its product as uncharacterized. The transcript is spliced from 10 exons. Gene Ontology annotation, biological process: glutathione metabolic process. NCBI's taxonomy places the organism in Eukaryota, Metazoa, Mollusca, Polyplacophora, Chitonida, Chitonidae. The record is from RefSeq and is a predicted model, not a curated record. Gene Ontology annotation, molecular function: glutathione transferase activity. The coding region runs from base 35 to 1492 and encodes 485 amino acids.